Molecule: messenger RNA, 1952 nt
Organism: Haliotis rufescens (red abalone)
Lineage: Eukaryota; Metazoa; Mollusca; Gastropoda; Lepetellida; Haliotidae
Exons: 9
Coding region: 19-1374 (451 amino acids)
Source: RefSeq, a predicted model, not a curated record
UUGACAUAUCAGGCUGCGAUGAGGCUCAGUGGGAUGUUAAGGCCUACCAGUAAAUCGAACAUGAUCGCGACAGUCAUCUUGCUACUUGUCGUCCUUCCUGGUGUGCAAAUCUGUGAAGGUCGUGCAUACCUGACAGGGUCUGCUACCACUGCAGUCGCCGGUCACCCAUUCAUCUUCACCUGCGAACUCAUGUCUGGAGUUACUUAUCUUGUGAGGUGGACUGGAGAAUUACAAAACAGAACGUCUGAAUGGCAUGUUUCCCCAUACUCUAACUGCAGAACCACUUCAAACAACGUACCAGAUAUCUAUAUCUAUAACUUCACAUGUUCACCACACAUGUACACUCUAACAAUUCUUGACGUUGAUUACAACACUCAUCGGAAAUCGAACUGGACAUGUUUUGACUAUGAUUACUAUGAAAGGAGCAACAUUGUAACACUUGAUGUCAAUGUUCCCCUGGACACAGCCACCUUACUUAACGCUACAACAAAUGCCCUGAAUCUGUCUGAAGGUGACACGAUGUUGUUGCUGUGUGAAACAAACCCAACCCGACCACCAUCAAGCAUAACAUGGUUGAAGGACGAUGACAUCAUAGCAAUCGGCACUUCUUCAUCGAUUCGUGAAGAAGGGGGACUUAGUGUUACUGUGGGUCGUCUUUCCACAGAGGUCACAAGAGAGCUCCAUAGGAAGAGAGUUUAUUGUGUUGGACACUACGAAGAAACGAAUUUCACAACAAACGGAAUGCUGCUGCAUAUUGACGUUCCUCUCGUGGAAAUAAGUAUUAUGAAUUCAACAAACUCCCCCAUGGCUAUGACAGAGAAUGAUGACGUCACGCUUGUGUGUGAGACCAAUCCAACCAUACCUUCAUCUACCAUCGUCUGGAUGAAAGAAAAUAAUACUCUGUCAGAGGAUGUGACGUCACUAUCACGUCCUGUCAACGGUGCGGUAGUGGCAGUCAGUAUGGCGACAUUCGCCGUUUCUUGUGACGAUCAUCUGACCCGUAUCCGGUGUUCUGGUGUCUACAAAAGUACACAGAUAACAUCCAAAUCUCAGACCCUGUUUGUACACUGUAUCACGAAGGAAGAGGCAUCUACAUCAGGAGCCACUUUCGGUGCUGGUGUUGGCGUCGGGAUGACACUAUGCCUGCUUCCCCUUCUGGUAGCAGUGGCUGUUUACAUCGUGUGGUGGAGAAGACACCAAACACAGGAGGAUAAAACACAACCAACUGAAUCGACACCGAGUAGAGCAGCACAGCCCCAGCUUGACAGCCGACAGACAACGAACAUCUAUGAGAGCAUGGACGAGAGCACCAAGCAAAGAAACAACACAACCUAUGAGGAUAUACAUUUGCAGGUCUAUGAAAACACUGCUUAAACCGAGAAAUUCGGUAAUUUUCAGAGGACCAGUACCGGCACUGGUACUGUUAUAUAUGUGUGUAUAUUUGUAAUUGCACGUGGACGCAUAUUAACGCUUUAAACACAAGUUGCAUUAAACUGUCCUUAGUGUUGUUUGUGCUUGUUUUCUGUCAUUUUCGGAUAUUACAUAUCAGUUGUUGGCUCAAAUGACUGAAAGCCAGGUGAGCUUAUACAUGUGUCGUGUUGUUCUUCGGUCCGUCGUGAAAUUUCUAUUCUAAACCUGCAAGGUCUGUGAUGCUGAAACAAUUCAAGCUUCGGUGUCCAUAAACAUUCGCCUUGAUUUCCCAUCCGAGUUUAAACAUGGCCGCUACAUGUACAUUAGUAAUGGUCCAGAUGUCUAUUGUGCCCGUAAUGUGUAAUUAUUAUGACAUUGAUAAUUGAUCAUUGAUCACUGAACAUACAGUAGAUACAUGGUGUGCGGAAUUGCAUUGAAAUUCAUUUUUGGCACACAGCCCGGGCAAUCAUGAUGUAAAUGCCCCCUACGAAGCCAGUCAUGCAUGUAUGUAAUAAAAGAGUAUUUUAAGGAACAUACUGUGA